GUAGCCUGGCGGGUGCUUUGUCAUGGCGAUCAUAUGCGUUGACGAGUAUAGCUCCAUACCCGACCCUGCCACCUCUUAUUUUCUCGACGCAGCCACCUUCGGUGCUUGGCAACAAUUUGCUCGAUAUAAAUAAAACUCCUCAUGAAACAACUACCGUUUUGGAAGCAGCCAGAGCUUUCAUUUAUAUGUGACUGAGCGAAGUUUUUUCUUCUGGCGAGCUACAUUUGGUGUCAGAUAGCACAAUUCAAUCCACUUUGUAAUACCCCGCAAUUUUGAGGCGUCUAAGCUCGGAUCAGCCCGGCAGGCGUCAAUUACGACAAUGCCUAUGUUAGACAUUUUAAAGAAGAAGAAUAAGAUCAGUGAGGAUGCGGCAGCAAAUGACAACGACAAGGUAUCUGCGCCACCUGAAUUUACGUUCAUGCGGACCACGACGACAACGCAAGAGAUCAUCAAGCCGCCAACGUUUUCCGGGGACACCAAUGAACCAGUCUCGUCAGAGAAGAAGCAGCCAGAAAAUCAGCCGCUGCGGCAUAGAUUGUCACGGAGGUUCCGUCGCAGCUCCCCUGCUCCGGCGCCGCAAAAGCAGUUAGAGUCAAGCUCUCCGAAACCUCCGGAACCGGGGAAGCUCCAGAGAAGCUUUUCACAGAAGCUCCAUAUCAAAUCCAGCUCUCGUGCAGCAAAGACAAAGUCGGUCUACGUCCCUUCAAACUUACCAGUGAUCAAUGAUGAGGCGUUCAACACAAAAGAUGAGCGAGAGAUGAAAUGGGAGCAACGAGCGACAAUGCUCGCGAGAGAAACGCCCCACUCCAGACCUAAAACCGCGCCUGGCUCAUCGUCGAGUGCAGCGCAAUCCAACGGAGCUACUCUAGAUAUCCGUGGAGAAAAAGGCUCAAGGUCAAGAAGAUCCAGCAUCAGCGACAAAGCGGGAGACGAGAACAUUCAAGAAGCUAUCAGGUUGCAUGAAAAUGGAGACCUUGAGAGGUCUACGGCAAUGUUUGGCCGUCUUGCCGAUCCAGAAGGCGAAAACAAUGCCUUGAGUCAGGUCUUAUACGGUCUCGCCCUGAGACACGGGUGGGGCUGUCCACCAGACUUGCCCCGAGCAGUCACCUAUCUUUCGUACGCGGCAUCGAAUAGUGCAGAGAUAGAGGCGCAAGCACUAGCAUCGGGCAUGAAGAAGGGUGGCGCAGCAAAGGGCGAACUAGUACUGGCAAUCUAUGAGCUGGCAAACUGUUUCCGUCAUGGUUGGGGUGUUGACAAGGACCCUGUCGCAGCCAAACAGUAUUACGAGACAGCAGCGAACCUCGGAGACACGGAUGCCAUGAACGAAGUGGCGCGGUGCUAUCUAGAUGGGUUUGGUACGCGCAAGGAUAAGUACACUGCGGCCAAAUACUACCGAUUAGCGGAACAAAACGGCAACAAAACAUUAGGAAACUCAUGGUGAGUUAGCGUCCAUCUUUGGUCCAGUUAAAUCCUUGCCCUUUUCUCUGUCUUCCCCAUUUCCAUACUCCCCCGUCUCGCCCUUUGUCUGCUCGUGCUGCCGUUCGUCCCGUGUUGGUUUUUGUGUAUAGUCAGUAAUGGCGUGGCGGGAUU
Molecule: messenger RNA, 1590 nt
Organism: Xylona heveae TC161
Lineage: Eukaryota; Fungi; Ascomycota; Xylonomycetes; Xylonales; Xylonaceae
Product: HCP-like protein
Exons: 5
Coding region: 320-1441 (373 amino acids)
Molecular function (GO): protein binding
Source: RefSeq, a predicted model, not a curated record